This is a messenger RNA of Acanthosepion pharaonis, 867 nucleotides long. NCBI's taxonomy places the organism in Eukaryota, Metazoa, Mollusca, Cephalopoda, Sepiida, Sepiidae. The record is from the annotation of a GenBank genome assembly.
AUGUCUCUUCCUUCUUCUUUACUGGAAUGUGAUCGUUGCUUUUCUUGUGGCAGCAUUAAUAAGCGUAAAAGUAUCAGAAGUUGUUCAAAUUGUCAACGGUCUUUUCAUUUAUCUUGCGUAGGAUUGACUAGAAAUGCUUCAGCGUCUCUGGUUGUUUGGAGUUGUUCAUAUUGUCUGUCUCUCUCGGCUCUACAAGAUAGUGUGAUCCAUCAACAUAAUGAACGGACCCAAAGAGAUGCCAGUGAAGUUUUGAGGGCAACCUCACUCCUUAGGAAAUUCCGCAAGGUGCCUUUAAAAAUCCCUAAAUCUGUCAGAAUCCCGGCAGCCGAUGCCUUGGCUACUGCCAUAGACCGGGCACUUAACUUGAACAGCUCGCUUGGCCGGGAUUACCUUUUCUCUUUCGAAACACUUGUUCUCGGCAUUUCUUACAAUAAGGACCCUAAAUCACCUGUCUCAUCUAUUAUGAAAAAUAAUAUUUCUUUAUUCAAUUCGUCUAAAAUAAAUGCCACCAAAUUUUCUAAUCUUUCUAAUUCUAAUAGAUUUCAUCCUUCAUCUACAGUCGACGAUUCUAAGAGACUCCGUGCCCUCAUCAAUGCUAAGUUGAUCGAGGGUGAUGUCUCAGCUGCAGUUAGAGUAUUGGCUUCAUCCGAUACUAUACUAGCUACUACACCAGAAGUUCUCACAGCUCUCCGUCGGAAACAUCCUGCGCAACCAUCAGAUAUCAGAUUUGUUCAGAUGGAAAAAAAAACUGAUUCAAAUAUUGAAAUCUCAAAAGAAGCAAUGGUUACCGCUCUGAAGUCUUUCUCGGGAAGCAGCAGUGGAGAUGUGAUCGGCCUUAAUUUCUGCCCACACUGCCGAAGCUGGUGA